Molecule: messenger RNA, 2320 nt
Organism: Triplophysa dalaica
Lineage: Eukaryota; Metazoa; Chordata; Actinopteri; Cypriniformes; Nemacheilidae
Gene: nt5c1bb
Product: 5'-nucleotidase, cytosolic IB b
Exons: 6
Coding region: 164-1261 (365 amino acids)
Biological process (GO): adenosine metabolic process; nucleotide metabolic process
Cellular component (GO): cytosol; cytoplasm
Molecular function (GO): nucleotide binding; 5'-nucleotidase activity; magnesium ion binding
Source: RefSeq, a predicted model, not a curated record
UUUCAAUGCUGAAAUACAGGUUCAGACGGAGCCCUGUUUCAGUGGGCGGGAACGACAGUCGCUAAGCAGAUGCCAACCCCUUUCACAUUUCCGUGAUAUCUGGCAUGUAAUCGUAAACUAGGAAGUUCUGCAUGUACAGCUGAAACACCGGUGCAAGACAAAAAUGAGUGAAAUAAAACAAGAAGAAUUAAACCCAACAAAUCAAAAGGUAGCAAAAGCAGAUGAAACAGACUGGGCUGCAGCGAAAGCGCACUAUGAAAACUUGAAAUCGAAGAAACCGAGACCCCCUAAACCAAUAAAUGCAGUUACAAUCGCAGUUUCGUCUCGGACCUUAUUUGAUAUGGUGAAGGAGAGGAAGGUAUUUGAGGAAGAAGGGCUGGAGAAGUAUGUGGAAUAUCAGCAAGAACACGAGAAUGAGCCGCUUCAACCCGGUUCUGCUUUCCCCUUUGUUAAGGCACUGAUGACCGUAAAUGAACGGCUCAGAACUCUCUAUCCAGACAGUGAAGAGCUGUUUGACAUCGUUCUCAUGACAAAUAACCAUGCCCAGGUUGGGGUGCGACUCAUGAACAGUAUAAAUCACUAUGAUCUGACCAUAGAACGCUUCUGCAUGACUGGAGGUCAAAGCCCAAUCGGCUACCUCAAGGCCUACAUGACUAACCUGUAUCUCUCAAAAGACACCAAGAAAGUCCAGGAGGCCAUUGAGGAGGGUAUAGCAGCAGCUAUCAUGUACAAGCCUGAUAUGUCAAUGGAGCUCUCCGAGACUCAACUGCGUGUGGCCUUCGAUGGGGACGCUGUGCUUUUCUCUGAUGAGUCCGAGAUCAUUGUUAAGCAGCAUGGCCUGGACACAUUCUUUGAGCAUGAAAAGCAGCAUGAGAAUCUUCCACUUGCUCAGGGUCCGCUUAAGUGUUUUCUAGAGGCGCUUGGGAAGCUUCAGAAAAAAAUCUAUGCCAAGAAUGAACGACUGGCCUGCCCUAUUCGUACGUUUUUGGUGACGGCCAGAAGUGCAGCAAGCUCAGGGGCUCGUGUGCUUAAGACGCUUAGAAGCUGGGGUCUGGAGAUUGAUGAGGCUUUGUUCCUUGCUGGGGCCCCUAAAGGGCCACUGCUGCAAAAGAUUCGCCCACACAUCUUCUUUGAUGACCAGAUGUUCCACAUUGAGGGUGCCAAGGAGAUGGGCACUAUUUCUGCACAUGUGCCAUAUGGUAUAGGACAGAAAUAUAACAAAGGGAAACUGAUUGAACAACCAGAAAAACAGCAAAAAUGAGAGAUUAUGCUAACACUUUAUUUUACGGUGCCUUUGUAACACGUAACAUGUAUUUACUUUAAAUUAUGCAUAGUUACAUGAAACUAACCCUGAAUCAAACUCUUACCCUAACCCUAUAGUAAGUACAUUUAGUUAUUUUUUUAACUUAAAAGUAUAAUUACAAUGUAACAUGGGCACUGUAAAAUAAAGUGUAACCGAGAUUACUCUUCAGCUGUUACAGGUCAUCCUUUAAUUACAAAUGUGGUUCAUUACAAUAUUAGAUGUAUUAAGUAUUUGAACAAUUAUAGAAUGUAUGCAUAGAUAAGGGUGUUGGAUUUGCAAGAGGAGGAAAACAUUUUUUGUGUCCUUGCAAAGUUUUUCGAAUUCUUUACUACUGUAUGCCUAUGUAUCUGUCUGUCUAUCUAUCUAUGGAAUAUUUAAGACACUUUUCAAUUGUGUGUGUUUACAUUAGUCAAAAUGUAUUUAAAUGAUUAAUUUUAAAUAUACUGUAAAAACUUUUAAGACUUUUAAGGAACUUUAGAGUUUCUUUAGGAGCAAAAAAAAUGGAUGAAACACAAAAAGUGAGAAGAAAUGUGUUGAAAUGCAUGACAAUUUCCAUAUUACUUUAAAGGUUUAUCAGAUUUGUAUUAUUGUUUUUGUGUGUGUUCAACUUUGUUUUUUCUUGGAUUUUUUGUAUUGCUGCUUUGAUGCAUGCAAAUUGUAAAUGCCCUAUAUAACAUUAAAUUACAUUGAAUUUAACGACAGUGAGCUAAUAGACACAACACAUUAAAUUGUUCAGGGUUAAUGUUUGUGACCGAUCCUAUUAGAGACACGCUAACAUCUCCAAGACAGCGCAGAAAUGCCAUAGCGCCAGAAAUAGAAGAUAUCACUACAUUUACAUAUUUAGCAACUAGAGAAAUACAGCUAUACGGUGGAGAUGAUUUGGUACUGUCACAACCUUCUUUAGUGAUGACACAAACAAUUAAAGCACUUACAGAAACCUAUUGUGUCACCGUUCGUUUUCUAUCAAUUACGUUGACAUUAACAGCAUGGUAGAUAAAAAAUAAAGAAAAUACAGUA